Molecule: messenger RNA, 852 nt
Organism: Protopolystoma xenopodis
Lineage: Eukaryota; Metazoa; Platyhelminthes; Monogenea; Polystomatidea; Polystomatidae
Source: the annotation of a GenBank genome assembly
AUGGGACCUCGUAGAGUCGGUCAUAAAUCUGAUCGGGAUCAUGAUCAUGCAAAUGUAUUGACAACUAAAGUUGGUCACCAAUUUGUAACAAAUAACAGAAUAUCGGGCCAGCUGGAAUCCUUGGCUCAGCAUGAAUCGUCUCUUCUUCAGCUCCAAUUACCUCUGUCUUCAGCAAUGGAUAAAUCAAACAAGUGUCAGGCAAUUAUGGGAAAAGGCUCAUUAGAUCUGGAGGGUCCUUGCUUUCAUGGCAAAGAUUCAUCCAUCUAUCCUUCUAACUCUGCAGACUCUUUUACUGUAAUGUUUCCGGAUUUUUUAGCAGUUUGUGAUAAAAGCCAACAGCCUUCAAAUUUCGGGACCAUGCCUGCUGCCUUUUAUGGUUCUCUUAUCUCUCCCAGCACCACUGUGACACCAAAAAUAUCCUCACCCGUCGCUACAUCCACAGAUGCUAACUUUUCUUCUCUUUUGCUGCACAAAAGCUGCGAUGAAAGACAAGUGCAUACCUGUGGCGGAAACCUCAUUUCAAAAGAAAUUAAUUAUGAGAAGCAUCAGCAAAAUGUCUUGCAGCCUUCAAGCAGCAUUAGCCCUAUUUCGGCGACCAGUAUACUCAAUGCUCCUACUAAUUUAACUAAAUGUCCACUGUCCUCUAUAUCCACUUCUAGCUCAUCCACUGUUAGCAUCCUCAACCAUGCCAUACAGAACAGCCACUAUUUUCCUGAAGGCUCCCGGAAGCCGCCUUCACAGCCAUUACCAUCGUCCUGCGUUCCCUUUGAUGCCAAUAAAGAUCCUGUUGGAGGAUUCUAUUUAUGUUCCUCCACGAACGUGUCGAUCUUCUUCACCUUGCAGCACAUGUAA